This is a messenger RNA of Homo sapiens (human), 1920 nucleotides long. It is a transcript of the gene GPR75-ASB3, whose product is annotated as GPR75-ASB3 readthrough. Lineage: Eukaryota; Metazoa; Chordata; Mammalia; Primates; Hominidae. The record is from RefSeq and is marked validated. The transcript is spliced from 10 exons. Bases 40 to 1710 code for a protein of 556 amino acids.
GUCUUGCCGCGGCUCCCGGGAUGCGCGGAGGCGGUGGCGAUGGCGAUGAUGCCUCUAGUCCUGCAUCAUCCAGAGCGGCAGGCGGAGCUGGGGUCCGGACUGCGAGAUGGAGGAGGGGCGGCGCUGCGGCCACCCGGCAGACUGGUCAAACAAAUGGAUUUUACAGAGGCUUACGCGGACACGUGCUCUACAGUUGGACUUGCUGCCAGGGAAGGCAAUGUUAAAGUCUUAAGGAAACUGCUCAAAAAGGGCCGAAGUGUCGAUGUUGCUGAUAACAGGGGAUGGAUGCCAAUUCAUGAAGCAGCUUAUCACAACUCUGUAGAAUGUUUGCAAAUGUUAAUUAAUGCAGAUUCAUCUGAAAACUACAUUAAGAUGAAGACCUUUGAAGGUUUCUGUGCUUUGCAUCUCGCUGCAAGUCAAGGACAUUGGAAAAUCGUACAGAUUCUUUUAGAAGCUGGGGCAGAUCCUAAUGCAACUACUUUAGAAGAAACGACACCAUUGUUUUUAGCUGUUGAAAAUGGACAGAUAGAUGUGUUAAGGCUGUUGCUUCAACACGGAGCAAAUGUUAAUGGAUCCCAUUCUAUGUGUGGAUGGAACUCCUUGCACCAGGCUUCUUUUCAGGAAAAUGCUGAGAUCAUAAAAUUGCUUCUUAGAAAAGGAGCAAACAAGGAAUGCCAGGAUGACUUUGGAAUCACACCUUUAUUUGUGGCUGCUCAGUAUGGCAAGCUAGAAAGCUUGAGCAUACUUAUUUCAUCGGGUGCAAAUGUCAAUUGUCAAGCCUUGGACAAAGCUACACCCUUGUUCAUUGCUGCUCAAGAGGGACACACAAAAUGUGUGGAGCUUUUGCUCUCCAGUGGGGCAGAUCCUGAUCUUUACUGUAAUGAGGACAGUUGGCAGUUACCUAUUCAUGCAGCUGCACAAAUGGGCCAUACAAAAAUCUUGGACUUGUUAAUACCACUUACUAACCGGGCCUGUGACACUGGGCUAAACAAAGUAAGCCCUGUUUACUCAGCAGUGUUUGGGGGACAUGAAGAUUGCCUAGAAAUAUUACUCCGGAAUGGCUACAGCCCAGACGCCCAGGCGUGCCUUGUUUUUGGAUUCAGUUCUCCUGUGUGCAUGGCUUUCCAAAAGGACUGUGAGUUCUUUGGAAUUGUGAACAUUCUUUUGAAAUAUGGAGCCCAGAUAAAUGAACUUCAUUUGGCAUACUGCCUGAAGUACGAGAAGUUUUCGAUAUUUCGCUACUUUUUGAGGAAAGGUUGCUCAUUGGGACCAUGGAACCAUAUAUAUGAAUUUGUAAAUCAUGCAAUUAAAGCACAAGCAAAAUAUAAGGAGUGGUUGCCACAUCUUCUGGUUGCUGGAUUUGACCCACUGAUUCUACUGUGCAAUUCUUGGAUUGACUCAGUCAGCAUUGACACCCUUAUCUUCACUUUGGAGUUUACUAAUUGGAAGACACUUGCACCAGCUGUUGAAAGGAUGCUCUCUGCUCGUGCCUCAAACGCUUGGAUUCUACAGCAACAUAUUGCCACUGUUCCAUCCCUGACCCAUCUUUGUCGUUUGGAAAUUCGGUCCAGUCUAAAAUCAGAACGUCUACGGUCUGACAGUUAUAUUAGUCAGCUGCCACUUCCCAGAAGCCUACAUAAUUAUUUGCUCUAUGAAGACGUUCUGAGGAUGUAUGAAGUUCCAGAACUGGCAGCUAUUCAAGAUGGAUAAAUCAGUGAAACUACUUAACACAGCUAAUUUUUUUCUCUGAAAAAUCAUCGAGACAAAAGAGCCACAGAGUACAAGUUUUUAUGAUUUUAUAGUCAAAAGAUGAUUAUUGAUUGUGAGAUAGGUUAGGUUUUGGGGGGCCAGUAGUUCAGUGAGAAUGUUUAUGUUUACAACUAGCCUUCCCAGUAAAAAAAAAAAAAAAAAAAAAAAAAA